CAGCAAUUUUAAACUCUCGUCCUUCUCAGUGAUGGCGGCUUCGUUUCGUUCUCUCCCCGCAAGCUGUAAUAACAAAUGGUACUACACCCGGCAGCAGAUCGACAACAGCCCAUCUCGGCGAGCGGGCCUCGAUCCCGACAAGGAGCUCUCCUACAGGCAACAGGCGGCCAACCUGCUCCAGGACAUGGGGCAGCGGCUCAACGUGUCCCAACUCACAAUUAACACAGCCAUCGUGUACAUGCAUCGCUUCUACAUGGUCCAGUCUUUCACCAGAUUCCACCGAAAUGUCAUCUCUCCCGCCGCCCUCUUCCUCGCAGCGAAGGUGGAGGAGCAGCCCCGUAAGCUAGAACACGUUAUCAAAGUGGCCCAUGCAUGCCUCAAUCCUCAGGAUCCUUCACCUGAUGUACGCAGCGACGCCUACCUGCAACAAGCCCAAGACCUGGUCAUUCUUGAGAGCAUAAUACUCCAGACCUUGGCUUUUGAAAUCACCAUUGACCAUCCGCAUACUCAUGUUGUCAAGUGCACUCAGCUUGUCAGAGUUGUUCCAGCGAGCAAGGAUCUGGCCCAAACAUCAUACUUUAUGGCUACCAACAGUCUGCACUUAACCACGUUCUGCCUGCAGUACAGUCCGCCAGUGGUGGCCUGUGUGUGCAUCCACCUCGCCUGCAAAUGGUCCAACUGGGAAAUCCCCGUGUCCACAGAUGGCAAACACUGGUGGGAAUAUGUCGAUCCCACAGUCACACUUGAACUGCUGGAUGAGCUCACCCAUGAGUUCCUGCAGAUUCUGGAGAAAACACCCAGCCGGUUGAAACGGAUUCGCAAUUGGAAGGCCGGAGGUCAGACACCCAAAGCCAAGCCAAAGGUCCAGGAGGACGGUGACCAGAGGGACACCAUGAUGAGCAUGAUCUCCAUGGCUUCAUCUGAGAGUACUGUGGCAGGCCUGAUGAGCCUGUCGGCUCCGCCGUCCGCCUCGUCUUCCUUGUCCAUGGGCGAUAAGGAGAGGGAUGCAUCUGGCAGCGCUGAGACUUGGAGUGGAAAAGACCCGGCCGGAGCUGAAGAACAGCCCAACAACGAGGUCCAUGUCCCAGCAAAGGUAUCGCUGAGUGAGUACCGUGCCAAGAACGCAGAUGUCCUGGCCGCCCAGAAGAGGAAGCUGGAGAACAUGGAGGCCAGUGUAAAGAGGGACUAUGCCAACGCUGCCCAGGCUCUCAUUGGUCAGCAGCAGAGGAAGGAAAAACAUCAGCAUCAUCACCAGCAGUCCAGCUCGUCCUCCUCUGACAUGUCCAGCCCUUCGCCAAUUAUUCUGAAAAUCCCACUGGAGAAGGAGAGGCACGAGCGGAGCUCUUUGAAAAUGCGUUUCCCCGUAGCAGGGGGAGGUGGCAGCGGCACCCGGGAUCCAGACAUCAAAGUCAGGAUACGAGUGCCUGAGAAGCAAAGGGGGAGUUCAGGAGAGGAGGGCAAGAGCAGGGACAAGCAUAGGGAUCGGUCUAAUCAUCACCAUCAUCACCAGAACCACCACCAUUCCUCCUCUGGCGGCGCCUCUCUUUCCUCGUCACAUAAACAUUCAUCUGGCGCCGGUGGGGCAGUAGGAAGUGGCAAAAAAGUCCCAAAUGACUCCUCCAGAACAGGCUCUUCAUCCUCUUCAGCAUCACGCAAGAGGACACACUCCCAGGACCCCGCGGCAGUCUCUCACCCUGCCACAAAAGUCAGCAAGUCCUCUAGGAAUCCCUACCAGCUUCCGUCCCUGUCUUCCUCUGGACAAACUCUGGGGCACGGUCCUGACAUUCUUCCCGCCUUGGGCCUUCCCCACCACCAAGGGGGCUAUCCGCACUCCAAAAACGAAAAGACGGACACUAACGGGCACGGCGCGGCGGGCGGGGCCCAGUCGAACGAGUACCAGGACACUUUUGAAAUGCUGAACUCACUUCUGAGCGCGCAGGGGGUCCAGCCCUCCCAGCCGUCCAUGUUCGACUACAGAUCCCAAUACGGGGACUUUCGGUACAGCGGUGGCUCCAGAGGGAACAACUCCAGACCCCCACCACUGCCUUCGGACCCACCGCCACCACUGCCGCCGUUACCCAAAUGAGUUCCCGACCAGGAGACGUUAUGUACAUUAUGCUUGUCAUCACAAACAUCCAUCUUGUUACAUAAGGUAUUGCAUCUUUUUUUUUUUUUUCUUUAACUCAAUGCCCAACGUUUUUUAUUGGGCUCUCGGUGUGACAGCAGAGAAAUGUAUUGGUGAGACAAAUUAGUUUUUCUUUCUACACUUCACUUGUGGGGCAAUAAUGGCUUGAAAAGCUUGCAAAACGUGAGGGGGAAAAAAAUGACAAGAAAGUGUAUAUAUUUUAUUUUUUUUCCUUUUCUUUUAUUGCUAACUCAAAUGAAAUGCAAUGAUGGGACCUGAUUACUGUUUUAGAAAAAAGUUGUCUUGAAAUCAUGAGGAAACUAAAAGAUUUCCUUCACAUACCUGUUAGGUCUUCUUAUACAGAUUGUCUUUUUUAUAAAGUUUUUAUAGUAUGUUAUUUAUUAAUUGAAUACUUAAAAAAAACAUGUUCCCCCCUUUUCUACCUUUUUUUAAGGCUUUCUCUCUGUUGUUUUUGGACAGAGGGAUAUUUCUUCAUCAAGACUGUACAGGCUAGUUUGAGAGUGCAUGUCUCCAAAGCCAUCUUUUCAAUAUUUAGGUCAUUUAUUUUUUUUAACAGCCAUAAUCUUAAUAAAAAAAAUGAUUGCCCCAUCUUUCUUUUUCUGUAUUAUUUGGUUAACUUGUACAAAGAUUGUAAAAUGUUUAAAAAACAAACAUGAAAUAUUUUUUUUUACAUUUUGUCAUAAGAAAAUUGCAAAAAAAGAGAUGUAAAUUAAGGAAGCUUGUACUUUUUUGUUUUAAGAUUUUUUGAGUGUUGCAGUCAUUGUUUUAAAUGGUUGUAAAAUAUUCAUAUUCAUUUUUCUGUAAUGAUCACACUAACGGACAAAGUUCAUACCAAGAAUAUACGUUUAUGGUUUGUCAAAGGGGUUCAGAGAGUUCAAACAUAUCUACGCAGUAUGGUCACAAUAAAGAAAGUACCAGCCAAGAAAAGGAAAUGCCUGUCCAUUGUUUGUGGGGCGACCACAGCUACAUUUAUAGGAAGAAUAAGCAGAAUAUAUGGACACGCUUUUCACUCCUAGAAGAACAAAUUUUUGUGCUGGUGUUAGCUUUGUGGUGACUAUAUCGUGCACAGUGUACAACGAAAUACUCAGAUUAUCUAAGACAUCAUGGGUCACCUGUCUGUCGUUAUGGUUGUCUGUUAUUUACGCGUUUCCUUUUGGGGAUUUUUUUUUUUUACAUUUGUAAACAUCAGUGUAUGCGGUGUCGAUUUCAUGCUGGUCUAAUUAUAAAGCUGUGUUUUGACUCCAUACCUUAAAAAAAUUACAGGAUAUUCGGUCUCAAUUUGUUUUUAAAAUCCCUGCCCAAGCCACGAUUCAUCAAAACUGUUUACAUGUGUUCUCCAUUUGUGUAAAAUCACAAAAUGGCAGACAGGUUCUCAACAUACCUCCACUACAGGGUCAUGAGCAUCAAGUUUAAUACUGUAAUUAAUCUGAAUUGAUGUUUUAAAUUUUUUUGGAAGAGGUGCUAUUUGUUGGCAAGUAAAUCGGGUAUCAUCUGUAUAUUUCAUUCACAUAUUAAGCUUUAUAUGGUUUUUGAUUGUAUAGUAUUACUGCUCUCUUAACCUGCUCUCUGUUUUGUUUCAGUUGGUGAUCAAGAACUCAUUUGUUUUCAGGCAGUUCACAGUAAUGCAGUACAACAAAUCAGCCAUACAAAUUGUAAGAUAUCUUUGUUCCCUUGAUAUAUGGAAAAUGUGUGGAAAGAGCACAGCUCUUUGCUCCGGCAGCAGAGGUUUUAUUAGUUGUCGUAACAGGGAAACAGUAAAUGCACUGAAUAUUUAUCUGGGUAGGAUUGCCUACAAUGCAAUUGACCAAGUGUUACAUGUAUUGUGGUUAGACUAUUAGAAUGGAUGUCCAAUAUAUCAUUGCCACUUUUGAAAAUUGUUUUUUUUUUAAUUUUUAUUAAUUUGAUCUGGACAAAUCUUCCCAUUCAAGUAUUAACUUUUUUGCUGUGAGAAAGUCGUACAAAACGACACGCAUUUUUAAAGUAAACCCCAAAUGUGAGAAAAAAUGGAAGAAACUCGUGCAACCUAUCAAUGCAAAAUUCACAUAGCUACAAUAAGUUUCAUGUUUAUUUCAUGUCUUGGUGUUUUUUAGUGACACUCAGGUCUGGAAAUGAAAUAUUAUGGGAUUUCUUUUUUUGUUUGUAUUUUUUGUCAGUUAUUUUUACACUAACCAGUCAGAGGUUUUAGAACACCCCCAUUUUUCAAGUUGUUACGGAGAGUUACUCGGUGUACAUGGAUAUUUCAAGCAUAGAACAUAAUGUGCAUCAGUGAUUUACAUUUAAUCGAAUAAGUUUUGACUCCUUCAGGCAGCCGAACACAGCCGUCGUGUUCUUUUCCACAAAGGAAAUUAAACAUUGUUUGGGAAGAUUGUUGCAGCACAGUUGCAGAAAUUCCCUCAAAACAUGUUGCGUUUGUCAUUUGCUUCGCUUUCGCCCUCUCUCCUCUCCAUCCCGAAUCACCUCAAUGGGGGUUUUAAAAUGUGAAGACUCUGCUGCUCUUCUACCUUUGUGAAGCCACUGUCUGUUUUGUCUUAUUAAUUCUUUUGCUGUAGACCUAGAGACUGUCUUGCCUUUUCCUCGCCAUUCUAAUGGCGAUAUACAGUACUUAAUUUCUACAGUAUGGGGUUGACCUAAUAAUUCAUCAGAGGCAGAUUUUUUUCAACUCUGCCGCCUUACAGACAAAUUGUUUGUAAGUAGUUGGGCCACCUGUAGGAAUUUUUUGCAUUAACUUCCGAGGCUUACCUAACUUCAUUGCUAUAUUGGCCGAAAAAGGCUUGUUUUCUCUAACAUUUACAUUUGGUGACAUAAACCUUUUUUUUCUUCCUCUGUGCAGUGUACUGCUUACCUUCAUACCAUGUAGGGGUUAUUCACUGGAUUUCAAUUGCUUACAUUUCAAUAACAACUGGCAAAAAUAGGGGUGUUCUCCAACAUUUGAGUGGUAGUGUCUGUGAACACUGUCUUUUUCAUAUAAUGUGGUUGCUUUAUUCUCAAUUAAAGUCAAUAAAUAUUUUAAGAAAA
Molecule: messenger RNA, 5161 nt
Organism: Scophthalmus maximus (turbot)
Lineage: Eukaryota; Metazoa; Chordata; Actinopteri; Pleuronectiformes; Scophthalmidae
Gene: ccnt1
Product: cyclin T1
Exons: 9
Coding region: 32-2086 (684 amino acids)
Biological process (GO): positive regulation of DNA-templated transcription, elongation; regulation of transcription by RNA polymerase II
Cellular component (GO): cyclin/CDK positive transcription elongation factor complex; nucleus
Molecular function (GO): cyclin-dependent protein serine/threonine kinase activator activity
Source: RefSeq, a predicted model, not a curated record